AUGUUGCAGCUUCCCGACGAUCUUCUUGCUUACAUCUCAACCUUUCUCAGUAACAAGGAAAAGAAGCGUUUACGCUCGACUAGCAAACGAUUGCAUUCCUUCUGCACUUUGCGCAUCGACCGAGUCUUUAUCUCGCCGAGCUACAAGAACAUCGAAGUCUUCAGAGCGAUCGCAGACCAUCCGGUCCUCUGCAAGCAGGUCAAGGAGAUCAUCUGGGAUGAUGCUCGCUUCGAGAAGUUCGAGCCCGAUGAUCAGGAAGAUGAUUCUCUCCCAGAGGAACGGGUGAGAAACAAAGUUGACUUUGAGAACGCCCGGGAGGAGAAUUUGAUGUCUGUUGCCGGCGAAGAGAACGCUUUUGUGCAGGCACGAGCUAGUGGAUUUGAUCCUGUAACUGUUGAGCCGCUGUCUACAGAGCCGCUGUUGGUGGAAGAGUAUCUGUCGCUGGAUGAAAGCUUUGACCUGUACAACCGGCUGUAUGAAGAACAGGAGACCAUCAUACGGGAUGGUCUAGACGUCGAAGCUUUCCGGGAAGGUCUCAGGGCCUUCACAGCACUACAGCGAGUCACCGUCACGAGCGAGGCCUACCGACCGAACAUCAUUACCCCUUGCUAUUCGACCCCGUUGAUCAUCUCAUUCCCUCUCGGCUACAGCUAUCCUGCCCCAUGGCCAUGGAUGCCCGAGACUGUUGACGAGGCUCACUCAGAGAUCAGUCUGGAAGACAUAAAGACGCACUGGCAUGGCGUUGCAGUGGUCCUGGAUGCAUUAGCGAAGCACGAUCGUCUCAUACCCGAAUUCGUCAUCGAUACACGCUACGAGCAACUGGGCAUACCCUACCAGCUCUUUGACAGCCCUUCAGACAUUCUGACCAAUUUCGAGACUCUGUGCCGGCGCGGUCUUCGCAGACUGGAUCUCGCAAUCAAUACCUUUUGCAAUUUCCGGAAUCCUGGCUUGCGUCAACUUCCUCGCGGACAGUUGAAGUCUGUUCUUGCAAAAGCGACUUCUCUGGAGCAUUUCAGCCUUCACGCAAGCUCAGGCGAGCACGCAGCUUACGACAGUCAUCGUGUGCAGAACGAAACCAUGGAUGCCUUGAGCGCGAUCCCGUUGCACUCAUGGCUGCUGAAACACAUCACGCUCUCAUCUGUCCCUGUCAUCUAUUCCGAUCUCGUGGAAUUUCUUCGCCGCCUACCAAAGGAUAUAAGGAGCGUGGGUUUAAUCAAUGUUGAAUUCACCGAAAGCACAUACAAACAGCUUCUCGAGAAAUGCAGAGAUGAGCUGCACUGGACCGCCGGACGACCGAAGCUGGCCAUUGCCCACCAGGAGGGCGGCCAACUCGAGUCUCGCAAAUUGUGGGUCGAAGAAGAUAUCGCCGAUUUCUUUCGAGGCGGACACAACCCGUUUGAAGGGAGAUCCAGAGGCAACUGGAUCCAGCAAGGAUUUGGUGUGCUUCGAGAUGAUUUUGACGAGGACUUUUGCAAGUCCAAUGUUCCGGAUCCGAUGUACCAUGUCUGCACCUCACCUGGUGUCUAUCGAGUGAAGACACGGGAAGAGGUGGCCGAGGAGCAGCGGCAGCGGGAGGGUGGUGAAUAG
Molecule: messenger RNA, 1587 nt
Organism: Zasmidium cellare ATCC 36951
Lineage: Eukaryota; Fungi; Ascomycota; Dothideomycetes; Mycosphaerellales; Mycosphaerellaceae
Exons: 1
Coding region: 1-1587 (528 amino acids)
Molecular function (GO): protein binding
Source: RefSeq, a predicted model, not a curated record